Symbiodinium pilosum is the source of this 1646-nucleotide messenger RNA. The record is from the annotation of a GenBank genome assembly. NCBI's taxonomy places the organism in Eukaryota, Dinophyceae, Suessiales, Symbiodiniaceae.
GUGGCAACUACACGGCAACAAUUAAUCCGGUGUCUGCCGGCGACUUUCCCAUGCACGUUCUGGUCGAUGGUGAAGGGCAUGCAAUGGCCGCCCGCGCCUACUUCCUGGCAGUCUUUGCGCCAGAGGGCUGGCCCAGCUCGGUUGCGCCGGAAUACGGCCGCUACCAGCUUUGGGACACCAUCCAACAGGCCGUGAUGAAGUUCCAUGGUGUGGGCGACCCCACCAAGACGCCUGCAGAAGCAACAGCGCUUCAAAUGGGGCGAGAUCUCCUAGCAACGAUCAUCGGCAUGGGGGUGGCAACUCCUGCCUUCACAGACCGCUACCGCUCCGCACCGCGGACAUUCCGAAUGUCUGCAGAAGUCGUGAACGCAGUCGGCCACCUUGUAGAGAUCCUAGCUGCCAUCUUCUCUGGGGUGGUUGCAUUUCUUUACCUGGGACCGGCCCUGUGCCUCGUUGCAGGCACGAUGUCCGGGGCCGUGCGGUCAGUCAUCCUGCAGCAUUUUGCCAAAGGCGGUACACGCCUAGACCCGGAUUUUGGGGACAUCUCUCUCAAAGAAAGCAACCAGGACCGGGGUGGCAAAAUCGUUGGCCUCUUCGUCGGCAUGGGGCUCCUCCUGGGAGCAAUUGGCAUCGGAACUGGUCAGGAGGCAGAAGAGAAGUCACUCGAAGCCAGCUUGGCAUGGUUCGUGCUCUUGUCCUUUGUCCACCUGCUUGGAAAUGUCCAGGCGGUGCGGCAGCUGGACAUCGAGGCGUUCCAAAAUGACGGAGACUACGUCCUGGCAGACGUCCAGAAGCCAAAGAGCUUCCUGCGCCGAAUGUUCCUCCCAAAGGGAUACCCAAGCACUGUGGUGGACUCUUAUGGUCCGUUUCGGGCCUGGAUGCUGCUUCAGGUGCUGAUCGGCUAUCCCAAGCAGAUUGUCGUGAGCAUGCUGUUCUGGGGUCGUGUAUAUGGCGUCGGAAAUGCAGCAAGCUCACCCCUUAGGGCGGUGUUGAUUGAUGUCUUCAUGACAACGAUCGAUUGUGUUAUGGGCUUGCUUCUGGGUCUUCCAGCUGUGACACAAAGUUUGGACUACAGCAGGAAGGCUUGGUACGUGUAUUCUGGGAUCUUGGGGCGCGUCUCGGAGUUUGUACAGCUGGCCGCGGUGCUAGCACCUUCUGGGUGGUUCUUCCUGACCAUCGCCCUUGCACGGAGCCUGGCUGCUUUUUCCGGCACAAGCGGCAGCCGCGUGGGGGGUGCCAUCCCGCCAGCAAUGAUGAGGAAGGAAUGCGCGGAUCGCAAAGAAAUCGAGCUGAUCCAUGUCAAUGUAGCCAACGGAAACCAGGACAAGCUGGUGUCGCUACCCUCAGGGAUCAUCUCUGUUGCCUUCCUCUACUAUCUGGUCUUCUCUGGCUGGCAUCCGAGCCUUCAGUGGCAGCUUGUGGCUUACUGCGCGUUGCAGGUGCUGAGCUUCUGCAGCCUGUUUGGAUGCUUCCGAAAUCUGCCGCCCCUUCCAGGCGAAGGUCUGGAUCAGCCGCUGGUCGAUCGAAAAGGCUCGGACCUGGCCUGGGAGCAGCAGAAUGACAUGGACUCCGAGGUUCUGAAUGCUCACAGUGGCCCUGCCUCUAACCCACCAGCUCUGGUGCGCUCUCUCAGCAGGGAGUCGUAG